AUGAUACAACUCAAGACGAUGCUUAAUUGCAUCGACAACUCCGGGGCCGCCGUUGUCGAGUGCGUCGCGGUCAUGAGAAAGAAGAUACAGCAUGCAACAAUAGGGGACAGGAUAAUCGUCGUCGUCCAGAAGCAGCGAUCCUUCGGCCCCGAAAACCCUGGCGGGUCAAGCUUGGGAAUUACGAACAAAGUGCGAAGAGGAGACAUACGGCAUGCUGUGGUUGUGCGGGCGAAGAAGGAAGUUCAGAGAAAAGAUGGCAGUCUGAUCAGGUUUGACGACAAUGCCUGUGUGCUCAUCAAUAAAAAUGGCGAUCCUAUCGGCACAAGGUUAUCCAGUGUCGUUGGCUCUGAGUUACGAGAUAAGAAGUGGUCAAAGAUUCUGUCUCUGGCGCCGAUGCAUGUGUGA
Molecule: messenger RNA, 405 nt
Organism: Capronia epimyces CBS 606.96
Lineage: Eukaryota; Fungi; Ascomycota; Eurotiomycetes; Chaetothyriales; Herpotrichiellaceae
Product: 50S ribosomal protein L14
Exons: 4
Coding region: 1-405 (134 amino acids)
Biological process (GO): translation
Cellular component (GO): mitochondrial large ribosomal subunit; ribosome
Molecular function (GO): large ribosomal subunit rRNA binding; structural constituent of ribosome
Source: RefSeq, a predicted model, not a curated record